Carlito syrichta (Philippine tarsier) is the source of this 7363-nucleotide messenger RNA. It is a transcript of the gene ADGRL1, whose product is annotated as adhesion G protein-coupled receptor L1. Gene Ontology annotation, biological process: cell surface receptor signaling pathway; heterophilic cell-cell adhesion; adenylate cyclase-activating G protein-coupled receptor signaling pathway. Gene Ontology annotation, molecular function: carbohydrate binding; G protein-coupled receptor activity; latrotoxin receptor activity. The coding region runs from base 29 to 4351 and encodes 1440 amino acids. The transcript has 22 exons. Lineage: Eukaryota; Metazoa; Chordata; Mammalia; Primates; Tarsiidae. Gene Ontology annotation, cellular component: axon; presynaptic membrane; postsynaptic density. The record is from RefSeq and is a predicted model, not a curated record.
GAGCCGGGCCGGGCUCCCGUUUGGGCUGAUGCGCCGGGAGCUGGCAUGCGAAGGCUACCCCAUUGAGCUGCGGUGCCCGGGCAGUGACGUCAUCAUGGUGGAGAACGCCAACUACGGGCGCACGGAUGACAAGAUCUGCGAUGCUGACCCUUUCCAGAUGGAGAAUGUGCAGUGCUACCUGCCGGAUGCCUUCAAGAUCAUGUCACAGAGGUGCAACAACCGCACCCAGUGCGUGGUGGUUGCCGGCUCUGACGCCUUUCCGGACCCCUGUCCUGGGACCUACAAGUACCUGGAGGUGCAGUACGACUGUGUCCCCUACAAAGUGGAGCAGAAAGUCUUCGUGUGCCCAGGGACCCUGCAGAAGGUACUGGAGCCCACCUCGACGCACGAGUCGGAGCACCAGUCCGGCGCAUGGUGCAAGGACCCGCUGCAGGCAGGCGACCGCAUCUACGUGAUGCCCUGGAUCCCCUACCGCACGGACACGCUGACCGAGUACGCCUCGUGGGAGGACUACGUGGCCGCGCGUCACACCACCACCUACCGCCUGCCCAACCGCGUGGACGGCACAGGCUUCGUGGUCUACGACGGCGCCGUCUUCUACAACAAAGAGCGCACGCGCAACAUCGUCAAGUAUGAUCUGCGGACGCGCAUCAAGAGUGGGGAGACGGUCAUCAACACGGCCAACUACCAUGACACCUCGCCCUACCGCUGGGGCGGCAAGACGGACAUCGACCUGGCGGUGGACGAGAACGGGCUGUGGGUCAUCUACGCCACCGAGGGCAACAACGGGCGGCUGGUGGUGAGCCAGCUCAACCCCUACACGCUGCGCUUCGAGGGCACGUGGGAAACCGGCUACGACAAGCGCUCGGCCUCCAACGCCUUCAUGGUGUGCGGGGUGCUCUACGUGCUGCGCUCCGUCUAUGUGGACGACGACAGCGAAGCGGCCGGCAACCGCGUGGACUACGCCUUCAACACCAACGCCAACCGCGAGGAGCCGGUCAGCCUGGCCUUCCCCAACCCCUACCAGUUCAUCUCCUCCGUCGACUACAACCCUCGCGACAACCAGCUCUAUGUCUGGAACAACUAUUUCGUGGUGCGCUACAGCCUGGAGUUCGGGCCGCCCGACCCCAGUGCUGGCCCAGCCACUUCCCCGCCCCUCAGCACGACCACCACGGCCCGGCCCACGCCCCUCACCAGCACGGCCUCACCCGCAGCCACCACUCCGCUCCGCCGGGCGCCCCUCACCACGCACCCCGUGGGUGCCAUCAACCAGCUGGGGCCCGACCUGCCUCCGGCCACAGCCCCAGCCCCCAGCACCCGGCGGCCCCCAGCCCCCAACCUUCAUGUGUCCCCGGAGCUCUUCUGUGAGCCCCGAGAGGUACGGCGGGUCCAGUGGCCGGCCACCCAGCAGGGCAUGCUGGUGGAGAGGCCCUGCCCCAAGGGGACCCGAGGAAUUGCCUCCUUCCAGUGUCUACCAGCCCUGGGGCUCUGGAAUCCCCGGGGCCCUGACCUCAGCAACUGCACCUCCCCCUGGGUCAACCAGGUGGCCCAGAAGAUCAAGAGCGGGGAGAACGCAGCCAACAUAGCCAGCGAGCUGGCCCGCCACACCCGGGGCUCCAUCUAUGCGGGGGAUGUCUCUUCCUCCGUGAAGCUGAUGGAGCAACUGCUGGACAUCCUGGAUGCCCAGCUGCAGGCCCUGCGGCCCAUCGAGCGCGAGUCGGCGGGCAAGAACUACAAUAAGAUGCACAAGCGAGAGAGAACCUGCAAGGAUUACAUCAAGGCCGUGGUGGAGACAGUAGAUAACCUGCUUCGUCCAGAGGCUCUCGAGUCCUGGAAGGACAUGAAUGCCACAGAGCAGGUGCACACGGCCACCAUGCUCCUGGAUGUCCUGGAGGAGGGUGCCUUCCUGUUGGCUGACAACGUCAGGGAGCCUGCUCGCUUCCUGGCUGCCAAGGAGAAUGUGGUCCUGGAGGUCACAGUCCUGAACACAGAGGGCCAGGUGCAGGAGCUGGUGUUCCCCCAGGAGGAGUACCCGAGGAAGAACUCUAUCCAGCUGUCUGCCAAAACCAUCAAGCAGAACAGCCGCAACGGGGUGGUCAAGGUUGUCUUCAUCCUCUACAAUAACCUGGGCCUCUUCCUGUCCACGGAGAACGCCACGGUGAAGCUGGCCAGCGAAGCAGGCCCGGGUGGCCCCGGGGGCGCCUCCUUGGUGGUGAACUCGCAGGUCAUCGCGGCAUCUAUCAACAAGGAGUCCAGCCGCGUCUUCCUCAUGGACCCUGUCAUCUUCACCGUAGCCCACCUGGAGGACAAGAACCACUUCAAUGCUAACUGCUCCUUCUGGAACUACUCGGAGCGCUCCAUGCUGGGCUACUGGUCGACCCAGGGCUGCCGCCUGGUGGAGUCCAACAAGACCCAUACCACAUGCGCCUGCAGCCACCUCACCAACUUUGCCGUGCUCAUGGCUCACCGUGAGAUCUACCAGGGCCGCAUCAAUGAGCUGCUGCUGUCAGUCAUCACUUGGGUGGGCAUUGUGAUCUCCCUGGUCUGCCUGGCCAUCUGCAUCUCCACCUUCUGCUUCCUGCGAGGGCUGCAGACCGACCGCAACACCAUCCACAAGAACCUGUGCAUCAACCUCUUCCUGGCCGAGCUGCUCUUCCUGGUCGGGAUCGACAAGACUCAGUAUGAGAUCGCCUGCCCCAUCUUCGCGGGCUUGCUGCACUACUUCUUCCUGGCCGCCUUCUCCUGGCUCUGCCUGGAGGGUGUGCACCUCUACCUGCUGCUGGUGGAGGUGUUUGAGAGCGAGUAUUCCCGCACCAAGUACUACUACCUGGGCGGCUACUGCUUCCCGGCCCUGGUGGUGGGCAUUGCGGCCGCCAUCGACUACCGCAGCUAUGGCACCGAGAAGGCCUGUUGGCUCCGAGUAGACAAUUACUUCAUCUGGAGCUUCAUUGGGCCCGUGUCCUUCGUGAUUGUGGUGAACCUGGUGUUCCUCAUGGUGACCCUGCACAAGAUGAUCCGAAGCUCAUCUGUGCUCAAGCCCGACUCCAGCCGCCUAGACAACAUUAAAUCCUGGGCCCUGGGGGCCAUUGCACUGCUCUUCCUGCUGGGUUUCACCUGGGCCUUCGGCCUCCUCUUCAUCAACAAGGAGUCGGUAGUCAUGGCCUAUCUCUUCACCACUUUCAACGCCUUCCAGGGGGUCUUCAUCUUUGUCUUUCACUGCGCCUUACAGAAGAAGGUGCACAAGGAGUACAGCAAGUGCCUGCGUCACUCCUACUGCUGCAUCCGCUCUCCACCUGGGGGCACUCACGGCUCCCUCAAGACCUCAGCCAUGCGGAGCAACACCCGCUACUACACGGGGACCCAGAGCCGAAUCCGAAGGAUGUGGAAUGACACUGUGAGGAAACAGACGGAGUCCUCCUUCAUGGCAGGCGACAUCAACAGCACCCCCACCCUGAACCGAGGUACUAUGGGGAACCACCUGCUGACCAACCCUGUGCUGCAGCCUCGUGGGGGCACCAGCCCCUACAACACCCUCAUCGCUGAGUCAGUGGGCUUCAAUCCUUCCUCGCCCCCCGUCUUCAACUCCCCAGGGAGCUACCGGGAACCCAAGCACCCCUUGGGAGGCCGGGAAGCCUGCGGCAUGGACACCCUGCCCCUGAAUGGCAACUUCAACAACAGCUACUCCUUGCGAAGCGGGGAUUUCCCUCCAGGGGACGGGGGCCCUGAGCCGCCCCGAGGCCGGAACCUGGCUGAUGCUGCUGCCUUCGAGAAGAUGAUCAUCUCGGAGUUGGUGCACAACAACCUGCGGGGGAGCAGCGGUGGGGCCAAGGGCCCUCCACCACCUGAGCCCCCUGUUCCGCCUGUACCAGGGGGUGGCGGCGAGGAAGAGGCAGGCGGGCCCGGGGGUGCUGACCGGGCGGAGAUCGAACUUCUCUAUAAGGCCCUGGAGGAGCCUCUGCUGCUGCCCCGGGCCCAGUCGGUGCUGUACCAGAGUGAUCUGGACGAGUCGGAAAGCUGCACAGCAGAGGACGGCGCCCCCAGCCGGCCCCUCUCCUCCCCUCCAGGCCGGGACUCCCUCUAUGCCAGCGGGGCCAACCUGCGGGACUCGCCCUCCUACCCGGACAGCAGCCCUGAGGGGCCCAGCGAGGCCCUGCCUCCACCCCCACCCGCUCCGCCCGGCCCUCCUGAAAUCUACUACACCUCGCGCCCACCAGCCCUGGUGGCCCGGAACCCCCUGCAGGGCUACUAUCAGGUGCGGCGGCCUAGCCACGAGGGCUACCUGGCAGCCCCAGGCCUUGAGGGGCCAGGGCCCGAUGGGGACGGGCAGAUGCAGCUGGUCACCAGUCUCUGAGGGGACCUCACGGACCAGGGGCUGGUGGCCCAGGCCAGGGAGGGGGAACCCUGGGCAGGCUCUGGUGGGAGAGGGAGACUAAUGGAGGCAGUGGCUGGUGGGCCACUCUCUCCAGGUGCCCCUCGGCUGCGGGCCCUACAGCCCCCUGGGGGCCUGAGGUGCCAGGGUUCACAGACAGGGUUUCCCACCAGCCACAUGCACCAGCUCUAUUUGGGGCAAGUGCAGUGAGGAGGAGCCCGGAAGGCCCCUGGGGAGUGAGGAGGGAGAACCGGAAGGGCGCAGCCACUCCUUGACUCCCCCCCACCCUUCCUACGCCCUGAAGGGACAGGAGGGCUUUGGUUUCCCUGGACAGGGAGGGCAACUUCUGAGGUGGCCAAAGGCCCCCCCUGGAUUGACUGUCAGCUGCUCCUCUCUGCAGCCAGAAACGCUGUGGCUGCAGCAGAAGGGAGCAGUGAGGCAGGACAGACGGACAGGUUCCUCCUGCACUACAGUUUCCUGCCCCCUGGAGACUGGGGCCGAGGGGUAUGGGGGUUGUGGCUCUGCUGGUGGUCUCAAGGUCGGACUUUCUCUGAAGCUCCUUCCCCCUUGCUCUUGGCCCCUGCCUCCCAUGCAAGCCUGUCCCCUCAGUGUCCCCCCUCUCCCCGUGCACCCAAUGACCCCCUCGGGGUGACUCCUGAUGAAGCACAACUCCCCGCAGGGCCUCUAGCCCACAGGGUGGCCAUAUUUGGGCAGUUCCCAGUCCUGUGGGCUUGGCUAUCUGGGGAGCAGAUUUUGGGUCUGGAUCUCCCUGGGGAGUGGGUCCUGGGCUUGGAUCUUUCCCUAGGGGGCCCUCUUACCCCUUCCUCUCUCCUCCUCCUCUUCCCCCAUUGCUGUAAAUAUUUCAACAAAAUGGAAAAGAAAAAAGACAAAAAAAAAGAAAAAAAUCUCAUCACUUGAAGCCACCAGGAGCCUGCGGCCCGGGCCAGCCCGGGCUUUCUCCGGAGCAGAGUGGCACUGCCGGCCCGGCAGCCAGGACUUCUCCGUGUAUGCGUGCAGCCCCAGCCCCAGCUGGGGUGGGCGGGCCACCAGAGCAGCUUUUUACAAUCCAGAGACAGAAAACAAAAUCUAGAUGCAACAGCGAAACAAAGAACCUGUUUCCUUCCCGGCACCUGUUUCUGUCCCCUCCUUUCCUGCUCCACCUGCCCAGCAUCAUCAGCCUUCCUGGGGCGUGUACCUCACUGCCUGCCCCAGGUCCAGAGGCCUGUCUCCCCCUCCCCUCCCCAUCGGCCCAGGGGAGACACCCUCACACCCAAAGAUGCUUUGGCCAAGAUGGCUGCGCUGUCCCUUCAAGUUCCUGCUUCUUGUAUAUUGCUUCGGGGACUCUGGGCUGGGAAGAAGGGGCUGACCUUCCAUCUGGAGAGGUUGACGGUGAAAGGAACAGGAAUUGGGAGGAGCUGGGGUAGUGGAGUGCAUGGGUGUGGCUGAGGAGGGGGUUCCGGAGCGGUGUGGUGCUCUCUGGGGGAGAGGGGGAAAGGUGAGAGAUCACCUUCCCUACCCUCCACCCUCCUGAGGGGGAGACAAAGCCAGGCUACCAGGGUCUGGGGUCAGGACGCCUAUGUUCUGGGGGCUCAGCCCCAAGCCCCCAGGCCCAGGAAGCUCCUGAGCACCUCUCCCAGCCCCAUCCAGCCUGCCAGCCCAGCCCUCCCUGCCCCCCUCCCACUUUCCAGGGGUAGCAUAGCCCCACUGCUACACUAGCCCAGCCCCUCCAUUGCCAUUUCCCCAGGGGUGGCCCCUCCACCUCUGCUCUGACCUUCCCGUCUCUCUUGUCCCCCUCUUUCUCACAAGUGCCAUGAGUUUUCAAACAUCUUUGGGUCUCAGCCUGCUGCUGCCAUGAACUUUGUUAAGGGGGAGGGGCUCAAGGAAGGAACUGGGGGAAGGGGACAGGUAGGUGGCUGGAGAGACCCUUUUUGCUGCUAGAAAGCCCCUCCCUUCUCCUGGGGAGCUGGGGCUGGCUUGUCCCCGUCAAUUAGGGGAGAAGGGGUCAGACCAAAGAUGGUGGUUUGUCCCACAUGGGGAACAGGUGUGGGGAGAAAGCGGGGUUGGGUUCCAUCUCUGGCUAACCCAUUUCACCAGAAGACCAUAGGUGAGGCUGAACAGGGAGGAGACAUGAGGCUGGGGACAGUCUUGCCAGGCCACUCCGCGAAGGCAGGAGACAGCUCCAUGGCCCAUCCUUGACUGCACGAGGCCAGGAGCUCUGUUCUGUGGAGGAGCCCUUAGAGGUCUAUGAAGAGGGGCAGGGGGCUAGGGCAGGUGGAGGAGCUGGCCCGGCCAGCCCACGGCAGCCCCUGACGGCAGGGGGGCAGGGAGUCCUGCACCCUCUCCCUGUCCCGCUCUCCUUUUAUCUCCAUACUCGCAAUCAAGGGGAGAGGGUGCAGCGGGUCCCUUGGCUCCCAUUUUAGCUGGGAUCACCAAGGUGGAUUCCCAGGCCUCAGAGCUGCAUGACAGGGCCCCCUGGUGGGCUGGACGCCACUGCGGUCCAGCACAAAGCCACCCCUGAGAAAGCCCAGGUGUCCCCCCACCCAACCAGACCUGGUGCCUUGAUGCCCCCACCUCAGCUGGGACGGUUCAGAGAAGGGUCUUGGCUUCCUCUCCCACUCCCUUCCUGGGGCUCCUGAAUUCAUCUCCUAAGUUGUGUUCUUUUUCGCCAGACUUUUUCUUUUGGCUUUCCCCUGCCUUCCCUUUCUUGCGUCUCCACCUCUUUCCUUGUGUCUUUCUCGCUGUCUCUGCGUUCCUCUUCUCUCAGCCUCAAUUUCUCUCUGUCCAUUCGGGCCUCCUCUCCUGCUCCCACGUCCCAGUCCCUCCCUCCUCAGUCUCCUUUUCGAUAUGCCAAACCAAUUUUGGGUCGAGUGCAUUUAACGAGAACAAACAAAAGGCUCAUAACAACAAGAACGUUUCAGAAAAAAACAAAAAGUUUUAAAAAAAUUGUUGAGUCAAAAAGUCAAACAAUAAAGAAAUUAAGAUUUCUUGGAACGA